Hibiscus syriacus is the source of this 552-nucleotide messenger RNA. RefSeq names its product transcription factor PRE6-like. NCBI's taxonomy places the organism in Eukaryota, Viridiplantae, Streptophyta, Magnoliopsida, Malvales, Malvaceae. Gene Ontology annotation, biological process: regulation of DNA-templated transcription; regulation of growth. Bases 143 to 424 code for a protein of 93 amino acids. Gene Ontology annotation, molecular function: protein dimerization activity. The record is from RefSeq and is a predicted model, not a curated record. The transcript is spliced from 2 exons.
UCCAUCUAACAUUACUCCAUUUUUCAAUUUUUUUUCUCAAACCCACAACACUUCCAUUUAUACACUUUGUUUUCCCUUACCCCCUCCCAUUUGCAUUUCCACCACACAAGAAAUACAAAGAAACUCUGUGUUCAUUUCCACGAUGUCUAACCGACGGUCGUCGAGACAGUCGGGUGGAGACGUUUCCCGGAUUUCCGACGAUCAGAUAAUUGAACUCGUCUCCAAGCUAGGGCAGGUUCUUCCGGAGAUAGGCAAUAGCCGAUCUGACAAGGUAUCAGCGUCCAAGGUUUUACAAGAGACAUGCAAUUACGUUAGAAGCUUGCAUAAGGAGGUGGACGAUCUAAGUGACCGGCUCUCUCAGCUCUUGGCCACCAUUGACGCCGACAGUGCCGAGGCUGCUAUAAUUAGGAGUUUACUUAUGUAAUAAUAAACCAAAUUAUUAUUAUUAUUAUUAUUAUUAUUAUUAUUACGUUUCGGUCAGUAGAUCAAACAUAAAUUAGGUUAUAUCUUAAGAUGCUAACCCCAUGUGGACUGUACUGCACUGCACUGCAC